This is a messenger RNA of Clarias gariepinus (North African catfish), 1616 nucleotides long. RefSeq lists its product as uncharacterized. The record is from RefSeq and is a predicted model, not a curated record. Lineage: Eukaryota; Metazoa; Chordata; Actinopteri; Siluriformes; Clariidae.
UUUUGAUGUGUUUGCUUAUUUCCGAUAAUAUAUCUGUGUGAGUGUGUGUUUCCCCUGAGUUCUGAGCAGCACUUCCCUGAGGGACUGUUUUCAGUCUGAACCUCUCUGUACUACAGUGUGGAGCCUUUCAGAUCAGAGCUGUGUGUGUGAGGAGUGUGUGAGAAACACACACAGUAAAUGAGCUGAUGUGUGUGAGAGCAGAUGAUGGAAGGCAGUGUGGAGCAGACUGACUCAGGUGGACUCCAUGUCCAGUCCCAUCUCGGACACUUCUCUCUGUCGGAACAACAGCAAACUGGAGACGUUUCUGAAGAGACACUCUCACCGGGACGUGCACGAGCGGAUUCACUACUACGAGUCGUGUGUCGUGGUUUCUGAGGAACUCGACAAGGUGUUUCUGCACGUGCUGCUCACCGACGACUCGAUUUACCUGAGCGAGUAUCAGCCUCGGACCCUCAGCAGGGCUCUGCACUUCAGCCUCAUUCUGUACAUCCAGCUGCUCAGUGCAAAUACAACUCCACUCAUCUCACACUCAGGAAUAAAGAUACUCACCUCUACUGUCUCCUGCUGGGAGCGGACAUGUCACCUGUUCAGCCAGCUGAGUGGGGAGCUGUUACAGGAUGAGCUCAGCUUGGAGAGUUUGUAGCUGCUCCCUCAGAAGCUCUGUGCUGCUGCACAUCACAACAUUGCCAUUAAAACACUCUUCUGGAGGUCACCUGAGCUCUAUCUGUUCCUGGUGAAAACGCUGACUGUAAGCCUGCAGCUCUCUCAGGACAGAUUACACACUGCAGACAGGCUACUGCUUUCCACGUUAGUGCUUCAGACCAUAAGCCUGAUGCUCGGUGAGACGGAGAAAGGAGCUGCUCGCUUUAGCGCACUAACGUCCAAGCAGGGAAGCGUGACUGCAGACUUGCUCUUGGCUUUGGUGUGUGAUCCUGAGCUAAAGCCUUACAACUGCAAUUCUACAUCUCACACAGAGGUAAGGGUCUCACAAGCCGAGUAUCUGGACUCAGUAUUUAAUCUGCUUUUUGAGUUGGUGAUGUUUUGCCAUGAAGUGAGUCUCAUGCAGAAUGUAGGACACUUUCUGACUGUCCUUGUUUUUCAAACACUUAAAUCUCACCCUUUCUUUCUCCUGUUUAUGGUUUAUCAGGCCCAGCGUGUGGUUCUGGUUCUGUCAUUUCUGUCAGAGUCUCCCUUGAGCCCGUCUCAGGCUGUCCUCCUGUACCAGCGGUGCCACUUGCUCCUGACCUGCAUGCAGCACAACCCCUGUGUGAACACCUCCAUUAUUACAGAACUUAAAGAAGAGUUCAGGUAUUAUGUGAGACAGUCCGGUCUGGAGGACAAGCGUCCCCUUCACUGUCCCAUUAGUAGACCAGCACAGCAUCUCCUCUCCCAGCUGCUCAGCCUGGUGAUCACGAGGACUGUUUACAGCCAUCUGUCUCUCACACAUUAGUACAAAUAUUCAUUUUUAUCUUAUUAACUGAUGACCAUGGAUAUAUAUAGAACUGGUGUAUUAUGUACUUUGUCAGUUGUGGAGAUAAAGUCCAGUAUACUGUGUGAAGGACAAGGAGGGACAUUUAUCAUGAGGAUCCUGUAACCAGGAUAAGCAGCAAAAUCAA